ACUUCCAUGUCGCUUAAUCCGCUGAGCUCUGGAGAGAAACGCUGAUCCGGGUUUUCUCUCAGAACCCUGGACCGGCCGUGAGGAUCAGACCUGUUGUGAAAGUUCUCCUCCAGCUGAGGGACGAGGGUCGAGGUGAAGAAAGAUGUGUCUGGACUGUGGCUUUGUGCUUUAAACGAUUGUGGCGAUAGUUUUUCAGUCAUCAUUCAGGACAGGACUGCCGGAUUACAUGAGGGUUAUUUUCCCCUUCGUAUGGUCUUAAGGUGCACCGGUGGUCCGUUUCCCCCUCCGAGGGGCAUCAGAGGCUGAUAUCGGUGAGUUUAUCAACUUUAUUCACUCUGUUCUCUAGAAAAGAAUAUGAAAUAAAUAACUUUACCUACUUCUUUGAUAUAAUUUUCACUGUGACUGUUUGGCAGCUUUCCUUAAAAUCAUCACAAAACUACUCGGUUUUUGUGUGUAAUCCCCCAAAAGCACUUGUCUCUAUCAAAGUCUGACUAUUUAAUGCUCCUUUUCAUGAGUUCCCAUGAGCUUUGAGUUGCUAUCAUGGAGGUUUUAGUCUUAGAGAAGCAGGUUUGGACUUUGUGACUCAGAGAAAUCCAGAAAAAAAAACAAAAAAAACGAGAUUUCCUCUUUAGGAAUCCUAUUGCUGAAAACAUAAACCCUGCUGUGUGUUAAGACUCAGAUUUUCUUGUGUUGGUGGCUUAAAAUGGGUUUGUAGUUCUCAUAAGGACACAGCUCUACUCGAUAAAGGUUUGGACCGCAAUGAUAAGAUGUGUGAUAUACAGUUAAACUUGUUUAUUUAUUGGAUAAAUUAAGUUAGUUUUAGUCACUUGAAGACAUUUAACAGAUUCAAAGAGGUAGCCAGUUUGACAGUCAGGAUAAUAUUGAAAUAAUCUUUGUUUAUCAGGUCAAACAUGGACUUUGCACUAAAUAAAACCCCGUUUAGUAAGUCUUUACUGAUAAAUUUCCCACCAAAUAUGUCCAUAAUGUCUUUUUAAAGUUACUUAUUAGUUGUAUCAUAUAGCGAGAAUAUUAAAGCUCUUUAAUUAAGGUGAAGGUGAAAUUGCAGUCAGUUUCAUUGUCUUGUUCUUAUGUAAAAAGCUAAUUCCACUUUCACUCUAGGACCACAAUGCCUGGAUAAAUUGUGUGCAUUUGUAUGUUUUUAUUCCCAUUCUUUAGAUGAAAACAACGAGCUGAUUGAUUGGCCAGAGGGGUUGAGCGACAGCUGGAGGAGGUGUGUCAGCGAUGGGGCGCAAACUGGAUCUGUCGAGUCUAUCCGACAAUGAGGCGGAGCAUGUCCUGCAGGUGGUGCAGAGAGACAUGAAGCUACGAAAGCAGGAGGAGGAGCGACUCAGGUUAGUCCUGAACCACGGCGGGAUCGUGAAUUUAGGAGUUUUAGUUUUGGACCAACUGGAUUGUUAUCUUUCCUUUUUAAGUUCACUAUAACCUCUCUGAGUUUAUUGUUUUUGGAUGCUGUUGGCAAGUUCUCCAUAAUAACGACCUUUACGUCUCAACUCUGACUACUCAUCUCACAUUUGGAAGUCUAACCAUUUAUCCACCUAAACUGUGUCUAGAUCUGAAGCUUUAUUCCCUUCACAAGUUCCCCUUAUGAUUAAUGUUGUUUCCGGAGAUAGCUUUAUUAAUGUAAACAUGGGUUAGGCCACCCUCACAGCAGAUACACUCUGUUUUCUUUCACAGCUGCUUGUGGCCUGAAUAAACUGAAACCACCUGAAACAAUGAGCAGGUUAAAUUAAACUCCACCAGUUAGAAAAUCAUCAUUAAUUCACCGACUGGUUUCUUGUAUCUUUCACUGAUGGGAAAAUGGUUUGACGUUUUUAGAAAUCAGUUUGCAUUUCUCCUCCUCCUCUCUCUGCUCUGAAGUUUGUUCAACAACACGGGAUAGGAAACAACCGCCCUUUCCUGUUGUACUUAGACUAACUUCCUCGAAACUUCAGUCCAGCCUUCAGAGCACAAACACAACAUGCAUGAACACAAAGACUGACAAAAGUCUUAUUGUAAAGAAUUGCUCUCUCUUGUUCUAAAUUUGGUAAGAUGAGGAUACAUAAUAGUUGGAAAUGCUUUCCAGCUGAAGUCAGUCAUGGGUUAAAAAUGACAUGAGUAUGACGUUUUUUCUAUUACUGUUUUACUUUUACACAUGCUUCCAGUGUUUCAUCACCAUCUGAGGAAUGUCUAAAUGUUGAAUUUGGCUCAAGCUUCAUACUUAGAAUUCUGUUUUUGUUAGAUUUUUUUUUGUAUGGUGACAGAUACUGUCAACAUGUCCUCUUAACUCCAUGAUUAAGCGAUAAUAGUAGCGACAGCUUCAAGGCCUCAGAAGUUUCAAACCUCUUGAGGUGCAACAGGGCAGCUUUUCCAGCCUGUGCGAAAUCUUAGAUUGUCAAAAACAAAUAUGACGUCUUACCUCAUUAGUGUCUUUUACACAAAUUGUUUAGUCAUUAAAGAUAAACCAAUAAACUUCUAUUUAAAUGAAACUAUUGGAAAAAUUAAGAGAAAAACUAACUCUGCAGAUCUCAUAUGUAUCUGAACUUAAUAAGAGGCCCACAUAGAAACCUUUUUUUUUAAUCAACAACAAACACAGCUGCUGUUUCACACGCUGUUUGUUUUGUUCUUUCUAUGAUAUUUGUUUUUAGUAAUAAAACCUUUACGUAAUAAAGCAACUUGAGAGGACACUAAAAAUGAGCCCCACUCUGUCAGCGCUGAAGAGAUUUGUUGUAGAUACCUUGUACAAGGACAGUAAACUUUCUAUUCCAGUCUAUCCUAUUUUUUUAUCCUUUUCCAUUCUAUCCUAUUCUUUUUUAUUCUAUUCUAUUGUAUUCUAUUCCAUCAUAGGCAUAAAUUGUAGUUAUUUGUUACCUCAGAGGUUUUUGCUUUAAUUCCCACGUGACCCGUACUGAAUAAGUAGUGAGCUUUCUUUUUCCUAAAAAAGCAAAAGGCUUACUUGUUAAUCCUCCUAUUUUUUUACUGCCACCAGUUUGAGGAACUUUAAGCUUAAAUUGGCUCGUGUGGGGAGUUUGUCAAAAUCUUUAAUCAUUUGUUUGUUAUUUCCUAACAGCUACAGUACAGUCAAAGCAGUAUAGAGCAGUAUAUAGUAUAGCAGUAUAGCAGUUUUGUUAGUGCCGAUGUUGGAGUUCCUGUAAUUCUCCAACCCCUAAACUCAGGACCCUCGCUCAUUGUUUACUAAUGAGUCAUAAACAUGGCAGGAUAGGACAUAAAUCAGUCCAGGGUCAAAGUUUAUCAAGCAGUACGAUGGGUUAACAAUGAAUUAACUGUAUGAUUUUUGUGUCCCCAGUUGCACAAAGACGCUUCCUUUAUUAACACGAGAGGAGAAACCUUGCUGGCACUUCAUCAUCAUUAAACAUGAUGUUGUAAAAGUGUCGAUGAAAGAUCACGCGUGAAAUAUUACACACUUAGCUGUAACUGAACGAAAAUUAACUUAAAUAAAAUCUGCCCUGAUACAGUGUUGUAACUUGUACUUAUAAGAUAAAAGGAACAACUGGCUGAGGAUGAUUUUAACAUAAUUCAUACUCUACACAUUUUAGUGGAAUUUAAAUAUCUACAACUCUUAAUCUCUCCUUUCUUUUCUGUGUUAUCAGUUAUAUGGUCACAGUACAAACUAUGAUCUUAAAACAGAUUUUCAGAUUCAUAAAGACACUUCACAGGAGCACAGUGUUUUAGUUGUGAAUAUGUUGUUGUGUCCCUGAGACAGCAAAAUCUGACUGGGUUUGUUAGUCCAUAAUUCCCCUAAAUGAAUAACACUUGUUCUUGGAAAAGCCGCUGUUGUUUUUUCUGCCAAUAGACCUGAUGAUUUUGAAGGAUUGCUGGCACGUGUUUAUGCCAACUCACGCUGAGGCACACACACACACACACACACACACACACACACACACACACACACACACACACACUAAAGGAAAUUUUUAAAACGUGGCCACACACUAUAUCAAUAAAAGCUGUAAAUUCACUGAGUAUUAUAACUUCUAUAAGGAUUUCUCUGUUUUUGACCUCUAAAUCAAAGUUAUUCAAAACGUCUCGGGAUAACACGAUUUCACUCAACAGCACCUUAAAGAAGAAUACAAACACCAAUCUAAUCCAGUCUUAAGAAAGCCCACAUUAAAUAAACUCUGUUGUUGUAUUUGAUGAACCUCACUGUAGCUAACACAACACAAUGAAUAGACUGUAUUGAUUUUGUUAAUUCCUUCAGCAGAACAACACUGUUGUUGUUGUUGUUGUUAUUGUUAGCAGCUGUUUUUCUGCCAGUGCACCUGCUGAUUUAAGGAUGGCUGGUAUGUGUUUGUCUCUCUUGUGCCAACACACAGCAGCACAUGGACACGUACACAGUUUGACAAUGCACCUUUAUAAUACACUUACACAUGCUUAUACACUCAUGCAAGACUUAAAGGUGGGGUAGGCAGGAUUCUGUUAAGAAAAAAGCAUCUUUAAUAUCAGUUAAUAGCUAUUAGUUAUUGAUGACAUUUGGGAAUAUCACCGUAUGGCUUUGUUCUGUUAUGUCUGUGUAGUCAGUCCGCUCUUUCUGACUGUAAACAAAGCUGUUCUCCACCUCCCCCAACCUGAUUGGUUGUGAGGCACGCUCCACAUCCUUGAAUAACGUAUCUCGAACUGUAGAAACUAACCAGAAAGUACGGAAAAUUGUCUGAACCCUCCUUUCGCCACAACUGCCAAAACAAGCAAGAAAACGAAGUAAAUACUGGAGACUCUGGCGGAAUAACGUCACUUUAUCCUAGUUGUAGAAGUCCUGCAAACAUUGUGUUUGUUGGUAGUCUGUUGGCAUCUACAGUAGCACCAAUGCUUUUUACUUUCACAUUGACUGGGUCUCAUUUAUAAUUAUCUGAAGUAUUUAUCUGCAUUAUAUCUGAAUUUAAUUGAAACGAUACAAGCGAGCAGGAGCGCCUGUUUGUGGGGGAGGAGCUGAGGGGUAAACUGGUUGGGAGGGGUCGUGUUUACAUUCAAGAUUUCUCCCAAAAACUGGCACUUCCUCAGAUCCUGCCUACCCCACCUUUAAGUGCAGGUGUAGCUCAUGGUGGAUCGCCUCUGCACACACCUUUCCUCCAAAAUAUGUCACCUGCACAACUUGUUCGCACUAGAAGAGAUGAUAUUUUGGCUUAAUUUGACCAAAACAGAGGGACCUUUUUAUAGUUAUAGCUUUAACCACAGCGCAAUCAGGGAACUCCUGCUAAACCCAAGCUUUAUUUUUCUUUAAAGCUGGACGUAAUGUGAAUUUAUAGCUUAACAUUAGUGCCCUGUCUAAUAGCUGGGUCAUUGCACUCCAGGAAAUGCACAGCAGACUUUUGCGAAUUUCUUUUCUUUCUACUUGAGCAGUAAACAUUCCUUCAAUGGUAACAUUAUUUUUAAUAUUUUCAAAUGAGAAUAAAAAUGUUUUCCUAAAAUUAUAUCGAAUAUAAAUCCACGCAGAUGAAGACACAGAUCAGCAGACGCCACAUAAGCUUAUAUCAGAGAAAAAGACUGUUUCUGAGGAUCAUUGCAGCUGACACCGCAGCUUCAGCUCCUUCUUGUUUGUUCUGUUUUUGUGUGUGUGUGCUGCAGGCUACAGAGCUCCGUCAGACGAGGGUGUUUAGGGACAGAGCUGCUGAUACCGUAGAGUGAACUGCUGAACAUACAUGUUUUAUGUUUGCUAACAUGACGUAAAGAGACGGCUGUUUUACUUCAGACUCUCUAGCUGCUGCUUCAUCCUGCUGAGUCUGAGGAGUGUUUUUCCCGAGAUGCUGCUGUGUUUGUGUUUGUGUAUACAGUAUGUUCUGCAUGUUAUUCUCCGUCCGAGCACCAUUUGGUGAAAAUCCUCACUGUGACAGUGUGUGUUUGGUCGUGCACAGGUUUGUGGCGCCUGCUGCAGAGUUAUUUAUAACUUUUGUGAUGGAGUGUGCGGCUGUAGUAAGAGGGCAUCAGUCUUGUGAGAAGUACAGUUAAAUUUUAAUAGUUCUGGAGUAGCCGUGGAUGUUGCCUGAAGGUUAGAGCCGUCAGAACAGAUGAGAUAGAUCGCUUUUGAAAAGGCAAUGAGGUCGGCUGUAAAUCAUGUGGAGCUGAAAAAAAAAAAGUAUGAAUUAAUCAUGAAGAAAUCUUUUUUAAUAAGGCACUCUAAGACGCCAACUUGGGAUUUAGGAAAUACUUUUUAAUACAGUGGGUUAUUUGGGGAUUCACAGAGGAAAAGUUUGUGUUUUUAGGUCAUUUUCCCUUUAAUAAAGGUGUGUACCAUGACAAAUGAGGUCUUUUAUUAGCGACAUGUUCCCUACCCUAGAUUAUUUCCCUGAAGUGACUACUGUCUGUGCAAAAGCUCGGUAUAAGAAACGAGGAAUUUCAUUCUUAUGUAACAUUUUGAAUUUUAUUUUAUUGAAAUUAAAUCAGUUUUGAAGCCAAGAGAGAUUUUUUUCCGCUGCCUUUGCCUUCACACUGUCAGACUCCAUCACAAUCAGCAGUUAUCGCUGUCACACGGUUCACUCUUGAUGUGACAAUAUUGGAUUUUUUUUGGACACUUACCUUCAGGCAUUUUUCCAUUUGUCCCUCCUCUGCCACCAUCUCUGUCUGUGUUUGAUAUUUGGCCAGUUUGAUUAUCACUUUUAUGUUUUUGCGGAUGCUUCUGUGCUCUGUCGUUUUGUUGUAGAGGAACAAUAAUGAAGAAUAAAUGUGAGACUUUUUAUACGUGGAAGAAUUGAAGUAAACUGGUUCCUUUGUGUUUGGCAAAAACAACUGCAUGUGAAAAAAAUACUCUUUUUAUAUUGAAUUUGUUCUUUGUGGGAUUUUAUUUCUGUUUUUAUACUUUCCCCAGUCCAUAAAAAUAACCUUUAAAAGCUGUUUUUUGAGGAGCACUGGGACCCUGAUUUCAUUUUUGACAAACUUUUUUCUCUGUUUUAUAAAAAAGUUGUAGACUUCCUGUCUUUCACCAGAAUAUUACAGUCUGCAGGGGAAUAAAAAGUGUCAUUUUAGAAUCAGCAAACAUCUCAGUAUCAAGAAAAUUCAGGUCUGAUGUAACCCUGUAUAACUCAAAGGGUUUAUCAGUGAGGUGUAAGAAGUUCUCUGAGGCCUGGAGUCUGGAGUGUAAAUUAGCGAUUAGCAUUUUGUGAUUCAAUGUGAGUAAAAAUGAUGGACAUGAAAUUGUACGAUUCCAUAAAUCUACUCUGAAGUUGUUUGGUGUUGAUGGAGUAGCUGUUCAAGGAAACACAUCCAUGUAUUAUUCAGCCUCCUUCUGUAACCUUUCCACGAGCGCAGCAGGCAGCGUUAACAUGAAUAUGGGAUGACAAAUCCUCAGCUUAAAAUAUACUCGUAAAUGAGUAUUUCAGCUUUUUCAAUCAUCAUUUACCUUUAAAUGGUAUUUAGGAAAUAGUGGAUUGACCUACUUUGUAAAACCACUUUAAUUUCCAAUCCAUUUUCAUUAACAGGCAGCCGAGGAUCAGCAUGACAUACUUUGUGUUCAUGUGCAUUUGAUUUCUUUAUCUUCAUAUUCCUGCUAUUUUUAGAAAACCCUUCACCGUUUUAUCCCCGUGUCCAUCUCAAUUAAAUGCAUAAAGCCAGAGUAAGAUGUGCUUUUAUUUGUUAUUUUGUGUGUGUGUCUCUCUCUCUCUCUCACACACACACACACACUCACGGUUUCACUAUCUGUCUCUCUCUGAUCAUCUCCCCUCCUCCUCCUCCUCCUCUUCCUCUUCCUCCUCCUCCUCCUCGCAGUGAACUGAAGCAGGAGCUGGACGAGGAGGGCAGUCGCUGCCUCCUGCUGUCACGACAGGGUUUCUUCAACCAGCGCUGCUGCAUCCGCUGCUGCGCGCCCUUCACCUUCCUGCUCAACCCCAAGCGCAAGUGCCGUGACUGCAGGUACAACGUGUGCAAGGCCUGCCGGGUCUACUCCAAGCGGGAGAAAUCCUGGCUGUGCUCCGCCUGCGAGAAGGGCAGGUAGGUGAUGGUAGAAGCUCUGUUAGAGCGGCUGCUGUGCAUGUUCACUGUGCUGUGUGUGUGUGUGUGUGUGUUUAUGAGGCUAAGUUUAGGAUGAGAGGAUGCACUGACGUAAAGGUCAUUAAAGUCUUAGUCUGCGUCCGUAGAGAUGGAUUUAGCACUUAUAACAAAAAGGCACUAAGAGACGGUGCAGGAUAAAGUCUGCAACUGUGGAGCGUAAACUGUUUGGACCAGGGAUUAUUUUUCCAUUCAUUAAGAUGGGAAACACACACAUCAGAACCAAAAAGGGUGAGUUGAGUAAAUUUUAAGUCCUGAAAACAAAGUGUACUCCAGUAUUAUUGACCAUUUAAUUCAUCUGGGUUUAUAAUGAUGUUUUGAGUAGUCUGCCGAAGACGACACCACCCUGAUGACUUGAAUCGUCUGGACAGUGUCGACAUUUCUAUGGAGGCAUAAGACUGAAGUACUUGAUUGAAGCUUUUUCCUACAAUUGAACUAAAGCGGUAUGAUUUAAAGAUUGCCAUUGCAGGAGAAGAUGGAUUAUCACUAUUUUGUGAACCAUAAAUAGUUAGUAUAGUGUUACAGUAUUCACUUUGCUACUCAACCAUUACACUGGAUCUGUGACGGGAGUAUACGAACAGUUUUACGUGAAAACCAAUCUUAUAAAACGACCGACGAAUCAGUCCCAGAAUCAGACAUUUUGAAGAGCAUCUCACAAAAACAGAUCAAAUUAUUUCUGUUCCCUCUUUAUACACACCUGCUGCUUUAGUAGUUUGUGUUUAUAGUAGCAGCAGUAUAGAGUAUGCAGGAACCAGCUCAAAAUAAAAAGACGUAAAGAGACCCAAGAGACCUAAUGCAACAGCAGACAUUCAUGCAUUCAUAGCAGCUCUGUAUGCGAGUAUUAAUAACUUGCUGUUUACUCCAACUCUUCAGAGUAUUUUGAGGAAUGAUUUUUGGAUUUUAAGUAAAUCGUCUGAUUUGUUGAAAGUAAGAAAAACACACUUUUUUUUUAAAUAAAAUACCAAAAAUAUUUUUUAUUUAUCCAUCACCUUUCAAAACAUGGGUUCACUAGGCGCUUUGAAGCAAAAAUAUACGUAAAAAAAGCAAGAGCCCAGAACAAAUAUACCACAUUUGACAUUUACCUCCUCCAGGCUGUUUGACUCAUAUCAGGGUUGGUGCAGAUUUCCCAGAAGGCAUUGGGUAAGAAGGCAGAAAGGGAUCAUUGUAUUAUAAGUAAAAUAUGAGUCAUAAACUUCAGUCUUUUAAACGAACUCACCCUUAGAGUUGGCAUUAAAUUCUAAACUUUGUCAACAUUUGUGAUCUUAUCUUGUGCACAUGUAAGAAAUUGUAUGACGUGGACAUCACUGUCUGACAACUUCAUCUGUGUUAUUAUAGGAGGAUUAAGAUGCUAGUUUGUCAAUCUGUGCACGUUUUCAUGAUCUCGCCGUUAAACAUCAUGACGGUGAGGUUUAAUGUUCAGUCUGUACGAGGUAAGACACCGCAGAUAUCAGGAGUGAUUCAAAGAUAAGUCACACUUGGAGACUGUUGUGUGUGACCUCCUCGCUCAGCUCCCUUCACACUGUAAAUCAACCUCACAGUGAAAAGAUGGUAACUCAUCAAACACGCCAACGUGACUCUCUCUACUAUAUCCUACAGCUGUCGUCCCUAAACAUUCAAUUAAAUCACGGUCCAGUCUUAUUUGAAAAUGGGACAUAAUUCGGACAUAUUAGAUCUUUGUCGGUACAAUGAUUUCACAUGAAGUCUGUGAUGAAUAAAAGGCUCCGAAACAUGCAAUAACGCCACCGUUUGAAGUUGCAUUCAACAUGACUUAGCUCGUCAAUCAGCUGACAUUACUAAAAGAAAUUUGAAUGAAAUGAACCAAACAAAAAUUAAGAGCAGAGGACGGGAGGCUCCUGCAUUCACAUGUCCACACCUUGACUCUUUGAUGACUCUUAACACGAGGGCAAAAAGUGUGACGUUUUCAGAAGUAAAGUGUCCGUGUGAAAGGCUUCAGACCUUUUCAAAGGAUUUUAACGUGAAGCCUUUCUUCUCAGAGUCAGAACAAUCUCUCCCUGACGUCGCUGAACUUCUGUUGACAAUAAAAGCUAUAAUUAUGUUGGGCUCUAUGAUUGUGGUGAAAAAGUCAUCACUGAUGUUUGUUUCAGAGUCUUUUGAGACUGCUAGAUUUCUUGUUCGUUCCACGGUUGAGUAAUGUUUCUUUGUACCAGGACUUCAUAGAGAUUUGUGUUUUCUUGGCAUGCUUAUUGUCUGAGUAGCUUUCACCCGCUCUAACCUUCAGGAGGGGUGUCACGAGACGACAAUAGACUGUGACAGCGACAGAAAGACCGUGUUUGUUAUCGCUGUGUAGCUUUGUCGUUUUAGAGCGGAAUAACGUGAACGUAACCGUGAGGCAGUCUGAGGUCUGUAUUUGACAAACUCAGAGUAGAUUAUGAUCUCAGGAAAAUAAAAUGCAGUUCUUUGGAUAAACUAGACUAGAAUCAACGCAGCUGAGAAAAUCCAGAGUGUUAAUCUGCAAAUUAAGGCUCGUAGUAUCACUUUCCUGCGAUUAGAGCAUGAGCAUGACACUAAUAACACAAACUGUGACGAAAAUAGAUUUUAUUUUUUUGACAAGAUGAUGACGAGACAAUUUCUUUUUUGUCAGACAUCUAAAAGCUGAGUUAGGUUAAGGUUUCGUCACUUUAUUAAUCCUCGAAGGGAAGUUCACACUUUACACUCUCACGUGUUAUAGUUGCUGAAUUACAUGCAAAUACACUUUUACAAACAGGAUCCUCAUGGAUAUGUGCUAACGGAGAGAGAGAUGUCAGAGUGAUGACCUUGCUGCCCUCGUUGUAGUGCUGCCAUGAGCUACUGGGGGGUUCAGCGCUUUGCUGAAGGGAACUUUGACCGUCCUCAGGAAAUGACCUUGCGCCAGGCCACAGUCCAGAUAUGGUCUGACCAGGACUUGAACCACCGACCCUCCAGUUGAGGGAUGCAGUGUUUUCAUUCAGUCUCUCUGUCUCUAUGUUUCUGAAUCACUUCUACAAACAUUUCCAGCUUGAUGAAGAAAUUAUGUCGGUCUGAUAUUUUCCACUCUUGCUGUUAUCAGCUCCGUGUCUUAACCUCGUCUUAGUCUAGUUUGGAGACACGUUUUAGAGUGAAUUUAACAUGAUGUUUUGUCAGUGUAAUAAACUAUAAAUCAUUAAAGAUGAAGAUGCAGCUGAGAGAGCAGUGAAGUGACCGUCCAGCAUGUCCAUCUAGUGGCAUUUCUUGGACUUGAAGAUGCAGAGGCUAAACUCAGACUCCCCAUCCCUGCCCCACCAAAAGACAAUUGACUUAACUGUUUUGACCUUUUGUUCACUCAAACUACACUAAAAAUGAUUAAAAUGUGACCCAAACUUAAAGACUAAGACCAAAUCUGAAAUAGCUGCUAAAAUUAGCCCCGCCCUGAAGUAACCCCAACAUCCACGGGCCUCCGGUGGUGGUCUAAAUCUGUCUAAAUUUUUUCUCUCUUGAUGGUCAAAGAAGGUCACACUGUUUGCUGGUUCAAUUUGCACAUCCAUGGUGAUGCGUGAGUCAGGAGUACACACAGGCUCACAUUUUUACAACUAUCUCCUCCGGCCUUCUGAGGCUCCUGUCAACAUGCUUUACAGAGCGGCUCCUACCACUGUUUGGCUUACACUUGGUUUUUUCUGCAGAGCAGAGGUGAACCUGCACCGCGGCUCGCAGCUGUAUUUGUUCCCUUUGUGAGUCAAACUGCUCAGAACAUUUCAGCAGAGUUUCAGUCCAUUAAACACGCCGUCAUGAAUAACAUUCAAACCAGGAGUCAGUCCGUUUUGUUUAUACAGUAAACACCUGUCAGCAUUACGCUUCAUCCCUGAACUAUUUUAAUUUAAAUCUUAUUUGUUGUAGCACAUGAUGGUAAUAUCAUUAUGGUAAAAGUAGUCAUGGUAUCUGCAGGGUGAUAUUGUUGAUAUUGUUAGACUUUGUGUUACAUUACUUCAGUUUGAAUACCUAUCAUGUAUUUGCACUUACUAAUGUCGUUAAACUGCAGCUCUGUUUGUCUCUCUCAGGCUGCUGAAGACUCAGAACCUGGAGUGGUUUUACACGAAUGUGAAGACGCGCUUCAAGAGGUUCGGCAGCGCCAAAGUUCUGAAGACUCUUUACAGGAAACACCUGGUGGAGCACCGUUCACUUUCAGAGCUUUCCGGUAACACCUGUCUGUUUUAUUAUGAGUGCUGAAGCAUCGAUGAUUUGGUCAGAAAGUCAAUCUAAUGAGUUUUAAUGAGACGUGUUUGGAAAAAAUGUCGUCAAAGUUCAGUCUUUAGAGGUGCAAACAGAUUCAGACAAAGCAAGACCAACUAACAUAAAAAGACGCAUCUGAACCAGGGCUGGGUGAUAUGGGAAAAAGUUUAUCACUGUAUAGUUUUUGGAUAUCAGAUAUCACGAUAUAAAAAAAUCACUUGUCAAUCUUAAAGUGCUAUGGUUGCGUGUGUCUACAGUCUACCACUACGCAGUUGUUUGCUACUUGGUUCUAAUUCAGCACAUGAUUGGUUCAGCGCGAAGUCGACCCGGAGUGACUCCCCUUUUCAUUGGCUAUUCAUAUAGUGUACCAAAACAUGGAAGAAUUCCAACUAUCGAAAAACAUAUUGACCAUGUUUUAUAUCGAUAUCGAGGGAAAUACAUUUUUAAUAUAUAUCAUCAUCGAUUUAUCGCCCAGCCCUAACCCGAGCAGUCGUUUUCAUGAUGUGCAUCUGUGAGUGCUGCUCUGUGUUUUUUUGCCGUUUUAUGCCUCAGAGCGGCGCUGAACAGAAAUUUAGGAGGAGAGUGAAACUCCUGCUUGGUUUUCAUGUCCUGUAACUUGAGCAGAUUAUUCCUCCUGAUGCUAGUUUCCAAUUUUUAUUUUCAUGCUUGUUUGCUUCCUCAAUUUCAAUUUCCAUCAGAGAUCCUUGGACCGUGCAGUUUUAUCAAACUUAAGUUGUUAGAUAAGAUAGAGUUCACUUAGAAGUUAAUGUAGCUUUUAGUAUAUUAACUUCUGAAUAUGCACCUUUUGACCUUAUAAAUAUCCUGUGCCAAACAUUUAAAGCCGCACCUAUCAUGGUUAAUACACUAAAACUGGAUUAAAUGGCAGUCUUAAUAUUCAAGACUGUCAUACUGAGUGAAAUCACACACUGGCCACGCCACGGUAUGCGUGUGUGUUGUUUUUGUUCUGAGUAAAGAACAAAAGUGGUGCAACAGUAGGUCUUUGAUUCAGCCUUACUUAAGAAUCUCUUCAUGAAAAAGCUUAUUGUUUUAGUUUUUGGCAUCUACUGUAAAAAUCUCUUGGAACCCCUCUGCGAUCGAGCUUAUCAGCAGCAAACAGUCGAUGAUCAGUGAGCAGCUAGCUAACUAACCCUCACAUCAAAGAGCGUCUGGAGCUUUGGUCUUAGAUAUAAACAUUUAUUUAUUUAAUUUAAAGGAUUCCUUUUUAGUCUGGGUAUUCGCACUAAUACUUGAGCGUGUAGACAGAGAGAAGCUUUUUCAGUCCUGUCUUUAAAUCUUCUCAGAAGUCCAGUGUCGAUUUAAACAAUCCUCCACAGCUUAUCCACAAGUACAGUCGGGGUUAGGAGCUUUUCUGGAGCCGUCCAUGCUGAAAAUGAAGCCACAGUACAUUACAGCGCCUGAAUAACAUUGUUCACCCAGCAGCAUAUGCUCCAGCCUGCUUGUCUUGUCAGGGACAGAUCGGCGGAGGCAAAGGAGAGCAACCUCGAGGCCAUUAGUUCAGUCCCUGCGAUCUGAUUGGAGGACGGGGGAUUUCAGAGUAUUACCAGUGAUUUUGUGCGGUGGGGGUCGCCGGCUGCUGAUGAUGCAGCACUGUGACCCCUGUGGGAGGAUGACUGAUGCGAGAUGACCACCAUCAGGCCACUGCUCAGCGUCUCAUUCAGCUCUAUUUUCAUUUUCAGCUCACAUGGUCUCCCUUAGCGAGCGCAGUAUCACACAUUUUAAUUUGUUUUCCACCAAGCCGUGUUUAUUCAGCUGCCAAAUCCGAUCUGCACAGUCUGAAAAGACCUGCUAAUGUUGCCUUGUGCAAGAACAACGUGAGCCGAAUGAAUAGCAUUAGAUUUUGGAAAAUAAGACUGCGGGUAAAAGCGUUGUCUUACGAGAGAUUACUGUAGCGGGGGAUCAUUUAGCCUUAAGAAGCUACCACAGCCUAACAGCGGUGCAGCACAGAGACGUCUUCCUCUAAAGACUAAAACACAAUGACAAAGUCGACCCGAGGAGGAGGACACACAUACAGCCCCUGAGAGCGGAGAGCAUUCAAUUCAUUCUGAGAACAAAACCAUGAAUGCAGUUUGGGUUUAAAUUGAUCUCUCUUCUGUUUGCACUGAAAAAAAAGAACAUUAAAAAACAGAGAGAGACACAAACAUGAGACUCUUGUAUCACAUCAUCUGAAAUACUCAUCAUAACACAAAUAUAAUUCUGAUUUUUAGCUGAUAUACUUAACAGUUUUAGGAUAGUGGUAGGUGUACCAAUAUGCGCAAAUGACCUCUAUAGAAGCUGUUUUUUAGUUUAUGUCAAAAUCUUAUUUUUAAGCAAACAAAUAAAAGUCUCAGUUCAUAUUAUUAGUUGUAAAGACCAAAAAUAUAUGAUGUAAAAGGAAUUAAAUGGGUUGUUUGCGUUCAUUAGUAGAUUUAGAACCAAAAAACGACAGACCUGUGAGUAUGAAUGAAGGUGGACACACGUCAGUGCAUCUGUGGGGCUCGUCUCAUCCAAGUGGUUUUUAAAGACUUUUUUUUAGAGAGGAAUCUGCCACGACAACCUCUGAGCGCAAAGUAAAGCUGUGGCUAUUGGAGUAAAAAAACAAAGACAAAUGAAAACAUUCAGUUUAUAAUGGUGUUUAUAAACGCAAAUGUGAACCCCAUGGUGGCGCUCUUGUUUUAAUAAAAAUGAUUCAUACAUUAUCAAACUAGUUUAAAAGUUUUAAAAAGUGUUGUACUUUGGCACAUGGUGUGUUUCAUAGAUUUACAGUUAAUAGUUACAGUGGACUGUAAGGUGGACAAUAACGCUCUAGUGAGGAACUUUCUUUCUGUGUUGAUUCUGGCGCCCCCUGUGGGCAUGAUGGUUUUACUGCUUUUGUCCCAUACAGGUGUAACUUGUGUUUUUUUACUCAAAACGUAUAACCUGUUUCAUUUUUUUCACUCUCUAAAACACUCUAAAGGAAGAUUCUGCUUCCAGCUCGAUUUUUUCUUUUCUGUCUAUUUUUCAAUGAACUUUGAAAAUGGACGAUAUUAUAAUGUCUUGAGGCUUUUGUAGAACAAACUUGACAGCUCAACUCCAUUUAGGUCCUCCUGUUUUCACUGUGCCGCCACCAAUGACUUAAUGUGUCCUGUGACAUUUGGGUGAAAGUAAGAAAAUCAGAUCGUCUUCAUUAUCCUGUUUGGUGAGCAUUAAAACGUCAAGACCUAGAAUACAGGUGUAUUUCAAAGAAAAAAUAGAUUUUAAGUAUAAAUCAAUAUGGUUUUUAUUUAUUGGACAUAUCGGUUGAUUAAAUCUUUAUCCGACAAACUUCUGCCCAUGAAACCAACCAAUGUUUUCAGGUUCAGGUUUCGUUUGGCUGUGCCGCAAUCGCUCUGAUUUCAGAGAAAGUGAACUGAAUAUUGUUCUAAUAUAGUAUAAAAUCAUCCAUCUCCAUCUUGCUAAUUCAUCUGGAUCAAGUCACUCAUAAAUGCCACAGUCAGAUCACCUUUGUUCAUGAGGCUGGAGCUGCCUGUGGGGUUAGGGUGACCUUCAGCUGCUGUGGAGCACAGAGCUCUGUAUGUCACGGGUCUUUUUAAUGUUCCUGUUUUGGGCAAAUGUGUCCACGCUCAUUAGAUGUUACAACAGAAAUGUCAGUCCAUCCUCCGUCCCCUAAAGGACAAAACACAUCUUUGAGCGAGCUCCUGCUUACCUUUAGGCUUUCAGAAAUGAGAUUUGUGUUCAGUUUCAAAAUAAGUACAGUUAAUAUCACUCGGCUUAAGUCUUGUCCUUCCUCCUUAAAAUGAUUAGAGUGACCCUGUGGACUCCACUGUACCUCUACAGCUCACAGAUGAGGUCCCCCCGGUAAUGCCGCACACGAGGUCGCUCUAAUGCACUUAUAUAACCACAAACGGCCGCAUUGUUGCAUGAAUAUUUACAUGACGGGGAAAGAGCUCAGGGCUCGGGGUUGGAAGGGAGCAACCCGACUGAGUGAGUGAGUGAGCUCUCUGCUGCUCUGUCACAAACUCCUAUAAGAUCAAAUGUUUCAUUUUAAAAUUUUCAUUUUAUUGAUAUUAUGUAGUUUGGAUUGAAUAUCUGGACUAUUUAUGUUGACUUUAACGUGACAGGAGGAUUAAUUGUAUCUAUGUGUAUGUAUGUGCCUGUAUGUUACAUUAUCUCUAUGUAUGUGUGCAUUCAGACGGCAGCACCUUCGAGGACAGUAUCUGCAAUGAGGGCAGCAUCUGUGGGAGCGACUCAGCCUUCUACAGACAAAGUGAAGGUGCCGACAUGUUUAAGGAUUAUCACACCAACCCUCUGUUUUCACUGUAAACCCAUUUUUGUGUCACACCCUCUGGUAAAACAGACAAAACCAACAGAAAAUAAUCAAGUCUGACACGACACAGAUUCAGUUAGCAGAAAAAAAAUGAAAUACCAAGGAAACUACAAGCCGAAGUUUAUCCUGAUUAAAAGGUUUUUCCUCAAUCUCUCUGGAUUAAAAUGUCUAAAAGGCUCAAUCCUGUGCAUUAUGCUCUAUGUCUAUACAUCUAUAUAUUGGUUUUACAUUAGAUUAUGGAUGUGGCUUUACAUUAUAACAAUGUCAUUUUAUCUAUUAAGGAUAAUAAUGCAGGAGUCUGAUAGAAAGAGAGGCAUUGUGGUAAUAUUGUAGCACUAAUCGAGUCAUUGGUAUCAGGACUUGUAAUGAGGGGAGGAGACAGCUCCUCCAGAAUAUAAUCAAAUUUUACAGAAUGAGCUUUAAUGGACCACCUUAGAGGAUUAAAUGAGAUUAGUGAGUGUGUGAACGGGCUUUAGAGGAGCUGGUAGGUGGAUUUUGUCACCUUUGGACACAGCUAGACUAGUUUCUACCUUCUUAUGGGUCUUUAUGCUAAAAUAAGCUGAGCUAGGGUGAGAUUCAUGUUUACUCUACGCACAUGGAAAAAAAAAGCUCAUUCCCCAAAAUGUGAUACUGGCAUUUCAAAAUAUUGCCUUGACACAGGCAGGGCUUAGAAAUAAGGUAACAAAGGCUUUUAAAAAUAAAACCAUUUUGAUCUGAAUUCUUGGAAGGAUCACGAGAAAACAAAUUUAUUGUGGUGAGAAAAUGCAAAAAGAUGGAGACAGCUGGCUCUAACCAGAAAGUUUUCCACACUGAACAGUUUCAUAACAACAUUUUUUGUUACUUUACACAUGACACUGAACCAACCAAUCAGAAGCAAGCUCAAGGUGCGUGCUGAGAGAUAGAUUAUGCAUGUAUGUGCCACAGUUAAAAAGCUGCAGGAAAUAUUUUCACACCUCAAUGUACAAAAAACGGGACUUCAAUUUCAUUUUUUCAUUUAUGUCUAAAACUCCCUAUAGUAGCUUUAAAGUAUCACUAUUAAGAGUGAAAACAGCCCUGAAGAUUAUUCUUUCCCUAUCAACCAGACUGGUUAUAGAACAUUUGCAACUUUAAAUCUAUUAAAAUACGAACCUUGAGGGAGACAUUAUCCUCUUCAAGGUUAUUUAGAGGCUGUUAUACAGUCAUGAAACCAUACUCAUUUAUGUCCCCAGCUGUUAUUAACCUUAUACUCACAGUAGGUAAAACAAAGAAGGGGAAACAUCAACAUUUAAAGUCUGUCUGCUCCCUUUUUUUCCCUGCCCAAAUAUGGAAACAUGAAUCAAAAUCUGUAGUGACCCGGUGGUUAUUUUAUUUAAGGUGAUGACUGUAUGUCUUUGUCUUCAGAGCACAGCAUGGAAGAGACGCUCACUGUGGCCCUGCGAGUGGCAGAGGAGGCCAUAGACGAGGCCAUCACCAAGGCCGAGUUUGACACCAAUCAGGUAUUCAAUCUGCGCACACUGUCCUUCACUUCGAGUGCUCAAACAGCUGGUACAAUCUGUCAUCAUUAUUGUUUCCCUAAUGGUAAAUUUUUAGAAACGUCUCUAUUAUAGAAGCUGCAGAUUUAUUGGUCUGUGAUGUACUUUCAUAGUUUCCUCUGCUGCCCUUUCAUUUAGUUCCUCUUUAAUCUGGCCCCUGUGCUUCUUCUUUUUAAGUCAGAUUAUGGAAAAUAGAAAAGCUUAUAUCGCUAAGAUCAUUACAGAGAUCAAAAAUAACCUGAGAAUACAGUUUUCCACUAUUGACUGCUACUAUUUAAUCCUGGCCCCACGCUGACCCCCCUAAGCUGAGCUUCUGCCCCCGUAAUGUGAAGAAUUAGCAUCUUUUUUUUAAAGGUGAAAUCAAAAAUAUCAGUCUGCUGCUUUUUUUUUUUUUUAACUGUAUCUCAGACUCAACUCUGAAAAUGAUUAAUAUUCCCUCAAAGCUGGAGUUUGCCCCAUGAACUUUCAGAAUAAAAGCCAUCAAACCUCCACUUAAGGAGCUUUGUCUAAAUCGCAGAACUGGAAAUCAUAAAUUGGGCGCAUAUCAAUAGACGUUUUUUUAAAAAAGUGUGUACGGCUUUAUUCUGAAAACUAAUGCUUUUGCUCAAAUGCUACAAAAAUACCAUUAAGAGAUGCAAAACCACAUAAAAAAAAAGACAACAAAUUUGUGCUACUUGUUCCUGUGGGGUUCUCUGCUUAUGUAAAGAAGAUAGAAGAUUAUAAACACUGAUAGAUACCUGGCUAUUCUGAUGACUCAUUAAGUUUUAAACAUGUGCUGUAUCUUGUGGAAAAAACUGGAUAAAACUGGAUUUAAUUUUCCAAACUAGCUGUUUUUCUGUUAAAGGGAUAUUCCGGCGUAAAAUAAAUUUAGGGUCAAACACACCGUAACACCGAGUUAGACACCCCCUUGAGAGAUGAAUGUUGCCGACCGCUUGCUUCUCUAGUUAAACCAACUUUAGUAACAGCUGCAGGAUAGCAAUACAGAGCGGUCUGAGGAACCAUAAACAAAUCUCAACCAAAACGCCACUCUAUAGCCACAAAUAAUGCUCAGAACAGCACCUAACUUCAUCAACAGUACAUGGUCCUUAUUAGCCACAUUAGCAUUAGCCACCAAACAUCUUUUUAGCUUUGCCUGAUUUCUUGAUAGAGAAAUGAUCAUAAAUGUUCUUCCUUGAGCUGCGUCACCCCACAACAGUCCAUAAUGGACUGGCCUGAGGUCUCGCUACAAAUCAGCAGCUGCUGGAAGAGAGUAGGUGAGUUGUGUUUAGUCUCUUUGCUACAGAAAUUAGGCAAAGCUUAAAAGAUGUUUGGUGGCUAGUACUAUGGCUGGGACCCUAUAUGUACUGUUGAUGAAGUUAGGUGCUGUUCUGAGCAUUAUUUGUGGCUAUAGAGUGGCGUUUUGGUUGAGGUUUGUUUAUGGCUCCUCAGACCGCUGUGUAUUGCUAUCCUGCUGUCAUUACUAAAGUUGGUAUAACUAGGGAAGCAAGCGGUCGACAACAUUCACCUCUCGAGUGGGUGUCUAACUCGGUGUUACAGUGUGUUUGACCCUAAAUUUAUUUUACGCCGAAAUAUCUUUUUAAUCAAAUCGAGACAAAAAAAAACAAUGAGGAAAUUGAAAACAACAAAUACCUGUUAUAUAACCUCGAUAGUAGCAAAGAGACUGCAAAUGACUGAGAAAUAAUCACAAAGAGACGAGAAUUGACAACAAAGAGCUGCUGACUUCAAAUGACAACUUUUUAAGAAGACAAAAACAACCAUGAAUUGAAACUAAUAAGCAAUAAAGCAACAACAAAGGACUAUGAAAAUGCACAAAAUCAAAAUUAAACACUACUAAGGGACGCUAUCCUGCCAGCACUUGGUGUCAAACAACUUCAAAUGACCUUCACGCAUUGGUUUUGUAAUACUUUACAGCUACUACAUUACGUCAAGAACCUUUCACCUUUCACUAAUCUGUGCAAGUUUCUCAAAGCUUUUAAACUUACUACAGCAAAUAAGUGUAUUAAAGGCAUAUCUGUUGAGAGUAAUCAGCUUACAGUGUGUACUGGUGUGUGCGUGGUGCUGAACAGCGUUCUUAGCCGUGUGUUUGUUGUUCACUAGGAGAAGCAGAAUGAGGCACACUAUCUGCGAGAGCACAAAGGAGAGCUCGUUGAGGAACUGGCCAAAACUAUUGUGCAAAAAGUAAGAGACGGUCAUCAUGUGUUUUGCUGCAAGUUUUCUAGAGUCAUGAACAUAAUUUACUGUGUGUGGGAAGCCAUCAGGUUGGAAAUCUCUGCAGCUAAACUUUCAGAUUUAAACCUCUUAUCUUGACGUUUAAAACCGAACUUUUUAUUUUCUCCAAAAGUGGAAACUAAGUUUGUGAUCUGGAUGGGAUCAGAUUUAUGCUCAGAACUAAUCGGGUCUCUGUCUCUCUUAGAUUAUUAAUCGGAGGAAGACUUUGGCUGACAGGAGGGGUGAAUAUGACCAGGACUGGCCAGUUGAGCACAACCCUGACCUUCAUCACCAUCAUCAGUCCACCAGCGAUCAUGCUGCCAGCUCUGUCAAACAGCAACCAGGCCUCUUUGUAAAGAAAAAAAAAAACACAACAGUGACACAAAACAAACAAAAUAUGAAAUGUGUUUUCAAAAAGUGAAAGACAGAUUUGUGUGACAGAAUGUAAAGCAGAUACUUAGUUUUCGUCUUUCCUCCCUGCCCUCUAUGUGUUCCCAUUCUGCAAACUAAACAGCGUAUAUCUAGUCUGGAUGAAAAGCUGAAUGCAUGAGAAAUGCUGCUUUCACACAAAUGCAUCAAUAUCUGAUUGUAUCAUGUGAGAGCUAACAGUCACCUCGGCCACUUUUCUCAGUAGAAGUUUUAGUGCAUCACUGAUAAUAGUUACACUUUCACUUCAGUGAGAAUAUAAAUGAAUGAUCUGUAAGUGUACGGCUGCAGUUUCACUUUAUGUUAAUAGAAACUUCAUUGAAGUAAAGACCUAAUUAUCCUCAAUCACUGACGCUGCUUUCUGCUCUCCCCUGUAUAGUAAUCUGUGCCGCCCUCUGCUGGUUCACCACCUCACAUGCCGCUCUGUUGACUUUGUUUUGCAGCCAUGCAGAGUCGUGCAGUGUGGUUGAUGUUAAAUCAAGCACAGAGGAAAAGCAGAUGUAUAGUUCUUAUUAAGAUAAUUUUGUAUUUGUCGUAUCUCUUUAUCAGAGGUCACACUCAGCCUACUCACUGCUGGAGAACGAAUCUCCAGGUUCGACUGAGGACUCCUCAAAGGCGUCAGUGAAGGAAGGUGGAGGGUCGGCUAUGUCAACUUGGAAGAGUGUAGACCGGCUGGACAACGCAGGUAAGAUCCAGUUUCUUUUCUUCCUAAACCCACAAAGAAGGUUCUUUAUUUCUACACUCUUUUUGCAUUUCGGUUAUGUACUUUUGCUUAAAAUAUUUGAAUAGAUCAGUUGAAAAAAUUAAAGAUUUUCUGUAGACUGAAGCUUCAACAGCUGACUUUUUAACCCUCCUCCUGUGUUAGGGUCUGCACCGACCCGUUUUUGAUUUUAAACGCUUAAAAGAACCACUUAAAUGAGCUUUUCUGCAUCAAGACUUUUUGACUUUGUCAGGAACCUCUAUUUCAACAAAAUAAAAAUUAAAAAACUAAAUUGACUAAAUUAUAAAAUUCUCUUAUUAAAAUUAUGGCACUUGUGUUAGGGUCGCUGUUGACCCGGUUAGAUCAAUAUCUAAUAAUUAGAACAAAAACUGAAAUCAUAAGUGCACUGUCAGACACCACACCACACUUCCAAUCAUGUGAGAUUUAGGAAAUGUUCAUUUUUCCAUGUUUUUCUCUGCACAAAAAACAACGUCGGACAUGUCCAGACAUGUGAGAUCAAUUCAGUAUAGAUGUCUGUGUGAGGGGUAUACUGACAAAGAAAGACCCAGAGGCCCACAACAAAAAUAUUACAAACAAUAUUUUCAUGGAUAAUGAAGCCAAACAAGGUAACCUCGAGAUGAAAACCGAAUUGGAUGAUAGAGAAUUUACAGCUGAUUUAAGACACGAGUCAAAACCAACCCUUAACAUAGUGGGUGUGUAGUAAAAGCAAAAACAGGAGGAAGGUUAAAAUGAUUCGACCAUCACUAUCAGCAAACUCCACUGUUGGUCCGUUCUUUAUGUUGCAGCAUGUCUGAUUCCUUCUUUGUGGCAGAUGGUUACGUAGGUGUAUACAUGUGUGUGUUUGUUUUCAUGCUUGCAUACAAAGGUGUGUCUGCAGUCCUGCACAGCAUGGAUGGGAACUGGAUUGCCCUGCAGAGCGCCCAGCUGUCACGUCCCAGCCUGCUGACCCAAAGGAAGAGCCAGGUCUACAGUGCCUUGGAGAGGGAGUCUGCAGUGGUGUCCGCUUAUGAAGGCAUGGGCUCAGACAACGAGCUCAGACCAGAACUUGACAGCUCUGUGGGUGCCGCCCUCCAGGAGAUCCACAGAAAGAUGAUGGAGGCUAACAUCAACCUGCAGGACACCUGCGACAGGAUGCUGUCUCCGAUUAUAAAGCGCAGAGGCAGCAGAGACAGGGUCCUGUCUCCGAUGGUGGGCCGCAGGAACAGCAGAGAUAGCCUGCUCUCUGACUCCGAGGGGAACUGGAAGCCCAACAAACCUCUGCUGGGUGUGAUAAAGAUGAAAGUACCGGCCGAGAUAAGGCGACCUUCAUCUCGCAGAACCAGCAUCAUCGAUGUGAACUUUAACAUGGACGGGGCGAGCCAGGAAGAGAAGAAGGGAGCUGCAGAGGCGGACGUGCACAGAGUCGAGAGAUUGCAGAAGAAAAAGAAGAUUGAACAAGAGUUUUCCUCCCUGGUAAUCAUUUACAAAAGUAUUCAACUGCAGACUGAUGAUGUUGAAGUAGAUGAAAAGAUCUUUUUUGUGUUUGUGUUCAUUAAUCGAUGCAGUCAGAUAUAUUCUAGUGAGCUGGUUGGACCAAACAUAGUGUUGAAAUUGCCACUUUGGGCGAUCAAGAUAGCCUCAGACCGACUCUUUUUUCCUUUGUGUAUUCCUGAAACUAAGAAGAAACCUUUGCAGACAUGAAAACUUUCCUACAUGUAUUCUUCUUCUUCUUCUUCUUCGUUUAACAGGAUAACAGCAUAAAGGACAACUAUCCCUCUGACUCUGUGACCUCUGACGCCGGAGAAACCAGCCCUCCUGAACCUUUGGGCCUGGAUAACGACAUCACAGGACAGAUAGUCAAUCAAAUCGAUCAGGAGCUCGCCCUCAAACUGGAACAACUCGUCAGCCGAGCUAACGACCCGUCUGCAGGAGGAGAGAAAGAAGCAGCUGAUGGAGUGAGAGAUGCUGGUGAUGAUGAACCAACUGAGGAAAAGAAAGAAGAAAAGGAGGAAGAGGAUGAUGACAGUGAGCAGCUGCAGAGCAUGGAGAUAGAGUCUGAUGGAGGAGGAACGGAGGAUGAGGAGAAGGAGGAGGAGAAUAAAGAAGAAUACGACGAAGAGAUGAACUACAGGUUAAGCAAGCUUAUCACAAAGUCCAGACUCUCGUACUUCUCUUCUACUGAAGAUGAGCUGGACACAGUUGGCAAGAGUGAAGAAGAAGAAGAAAGAGAAGAAAAAGAGGAAGAGGGAGAGGAAGGAGAAGGACAAGAAGAAGGAGAAGCAGAAGGAGACAAGGAUGAAGAGAUGAAGGAGGAACUUAAUGAGCAGAGGGAGGAAGAGACGAAUGGAUUCACGUAUAAACUCUGUCAGCUGGAGAAGGAAGUGCGGGCCAACCAGUUCUCCUCCACAGAGGACGAGAUGGACCGAGUUGGCGUCGAAGAGAAGACAGGAGAGGAGGAGGAGGAGGAAGACAAGGAGGAGAAUGUGGAGCUGGCGGUGAAAGUGUGCAGAUUAGCUUACCAAGUCAACGCCAACCAGUUUUCAUCCACGGAGGACGAGCUAGACAGCGUUGGCCUCCUGGACGAAGACAUGAAGGCUGUAGAGGAGGGUGUGGAGGAUGAGAAGACAGAAGAUCUGGCACUGAAGGUGUGCAGAUUAGCUCACCAAGUCAACGCCAGCCAAUUUUCAUCAACCGAGGACGAGCUAGACCGUGUAGGCAGAGGUGAAGAGGAGGAGGGGACAGACGAGGAGGCGCUGUGGAAAGAGCAGGCAGAGAGGGCCGUCCAGGCCGCUCAUCUGAGGGAUUUAUCCAGUCUUGUCGGCCCCUCAGAGUUCUCAUCCUCUGAAGAUAAUCUGGAGAAAGUUGGAGAGACGGGGCAGGAUGUCGUUGAAGUAAAUGAAAGUGGAGAGUGGGGGGACGCAGAGGAGAAUAAUCAAGACAAGGAGGAAUCGUUUGAAGAUCUGGACGUGAACAUGUUUGAUUUAAGGGAUGAAAUUGAGGGAAGGAAGACGGAGUGCAGUGAUGAAGAACUUACAUGUGAUGAUGUUAUGGUGGAGGAAAAGAAAGAUGUGGUGGAGGAAUGUGAGGUUUUUAUCGAGGCUGACCAAGCCGAAGAGACGGAGGAAAGACAAGGGAUGGAGGAGAGAGCUGAUGAGGGACCAGAGGAGACAACAGAGGUCCAAGAAGAGAAACAGCCAGAGGGACAAGAGGACAAGAACGGAGAGAGCAACGGGAGUGUCGAAAGUUGGGAGACAGCAGAUGAAGAGGAACGUAAUGAGGAGUACGCAGAGUUUGACAGGAUAAUCAGCAGCAUGUUGAUGAUGACUCUGGAGGACAUGCAGGUGCAGACGAGCAAGGAUGAAGCAGAACAAAACGGAGAAGUCAUCAGAGAGCCAGAGGAGGUGGAGGUGGAUGAGAAACCAGGCGGAGAGAGAGAAACCAACUAUAUGGAAGUGAAAACAGAGGGAGAAGGUGCGCUGGAGCAAGUGAAGGAGGAUGAGGUGGUAGAAACAGGGGGAGAACGUGGACUGGAGCAAGUACAGGUGGAGGUGGAGGUGGAGGUGGUAGAAGAAGUGGAAGAAAGUGUGGAGAAAGUAAAGGUGGAGGAGGAGGAGGUAAAAAUAGUGGAAGAAAGUGUGGAGCGAGUAAAGGUGGAGGAGGAGGAGAAAGUGGGAGAAAGUGGUCUGGAAGAAACUAAAGUGGAGGAAGAAGUAAAAGAAGGUGGAGAAGUUGGACUGGAGCAAGUGGAGGUAGAAGAAGUAAAAGUAGAAGAAAUAAGUGAAUUGAAGCCUGUAAACGAAGAUGAGACGGUGAAAAUAGGGGAAGAAAGCGUGAGGCAAGAAAAGGUGGAUGAGGAGGUAAAAAGAGGAGUGGUUGGACUGGAGCAAGUGAAAGUGGAUGAGAAGGAAAAUAUAGAGGAAGAAAGCAAAUCUGAGGAAAUGAAGGUGGAGGAGGAAGUAAAAAUAGGGAGGGAAAGUGAAUCUGAGGAAGAAAAAGUAAAAGUAGAGGAAGAAAGUGGACUGGAGCAGGUGAAGGUGGAUGAAAAAGUAAAAGUAUGGGGAGAUAUUAGAUCUGAGCAUGUGGAUGUAGAGGUCAAAGUAAAAACAGGUAGGAAUAGUGUGGAGCAGGUGAAGGUGGAUGAAAAAGUAAAAGCAUGGGAAGAAACUGGAUACGAGCGUGUGAAUGAAGACGUCACCGUAAAAACAGGUAGAAAGAGUGUGGAGCAUGUGAAGGUGGAUGAGGAAGUAAAAGAAGGAAAAGGGAGUGGACUGGAGCGCAGGAAGGUGGAUAAGGAAGUAAAGUUAUGGGAAAAAAUUGGAUCCCAGCAUGAAGAGGUAAAAUUAUGGGCAAAAUUUGGGUUACAGCACGUAAAGGUGGACGAGGAAGUAAAAGUCGAGGAAAAAAGCAAAGUCAAGGAGCAGGUUGUCGAUGCACAGAGCUCACAUGAAAGCAGAAAACUGUUCCAGAGUCCCAGCAACAACCUGACCCCAGCAGUGAAAGAAAGUCCUAAAAUGAUCAUCCUGAGUAAAGAGGAGAGCGCAGAUGCAGCAGUCAGGAAGCAAAACGAGACGCAGAAAAAGACCGCUGACUCACAGGUAACGAGCUCUCCAGCAAAGAAAUCUACUGUCAUGUCCAUUAAAGAGAUGCUGGAGACGUUCGAGGCCAAACAGUUAUGUAAAAGAAUAGGCCUGCAGGAUGACAAACAAGAGGACAGAGGAGGAAAAGUCUCAGCCAUGCGCCAGAUGAUGGAGGCGCAUGGAGAUGCUGCAGAAACCAAAGGAAGGAUGGAGGAAACACGGGGGAGAAAAUCAGACAGCAGAGAGCACAGCAGGAGGUCAUCCCUCCAUGAUGUUCUAGAGACACCAGAAGAGAUUGCAAUGGUAAGAGCCACCAGAAGGCAAAAAGCUAAUCUCUGCUAAAUUUUGGUGCAGGCUAAUAGCUACAGUCGUAGCUUUUAGAGAAGUUAAAGGGAUAUUCUGGUGUAAAAUGAAGUUAGGAUGAAAAACUCCGUAACACUGAGUUACAGAUGAAUGAUGCUGACAGCUUGCUUCUCUAGUUAUACCAACUUUAGCAAUGACCGCAUGAUAGCAACACACAGCGGUCUGAGGAAAGAGACUAACAACUCACCUACUCUCUUCCAGCAGCCGCUUGUUUGUAGCAAGACCUCAGGCCAGUCCAUUGCGGACUGCUGCGGGGUGACACAGCUCAAGGAAGAACAUUUGUGAUCAUUACUUCAUCAUAUCCUUGAAGUAAUGAUCAUCAUAUUAAUCAUUUUGCACUGCAGACGCGGUAGUUCUUCUGCCUUAGCGUCUCGGUCCGAUUUUCAUUUCCAUGAAGAUAUGAUCACAAAUGUUCUUCCUUGAGCUGCGUCACCCCGCAGCAGUUCGCAAUAGACUGGCCUGAGGUCUCGCUACAAACAAGCAGCUGCUGGAGGAGAGUGGGUGAGUUGUGUUUAGUCUCUUUGUUGAAGAAAUCAGGCGAAGUUAAAAAGAUGUUUGAUGGCUAGUACUAUGGCUGGGACCCUAUAUAUCCUGUUGAUGAAGUUGCUGUUCUGAGCAUUAUUUGUCCCUAUAGAGUGGCGUUUUGGUUGAGGUUUGUUUAUGGCUCCUCAGACCGCUGUGUAUUACUAUCGUGCCGUUGUUACUAAAGUUAGUAUAACUAGAGAAGCAAGCCGUCGGCAACAUUCGUCUCUUGAUGGGGUGUCAAUCCGGUGUUGCGGUGUGUUUGACCCUAAAUUAAUUUUACAACGGAAUAUCCCUUUGAUACCUGAAUCUAUGAGCAGCAAAGCGCACCACCUCACUUUGUGUGUCAGAUAUAUAUUUAUCAGUGACAUAAGAAACGUUCACUAUAUAGUUUUCCUCAUUUCUCACUUAAGUAUCUCAACAUUAAAAAAAUAGAUUUUAGUCUCCUUUGGUCUGACAAUACCAGCAGCUAGGAUUGGCUUGUGUUAGUGAAGACUGAAAGUGUGAUUUUAAGAAAUAGCAAAUUUAAUUAUGAAAUCUAAAACCUCCGAGAAGUUACACCUAAAAAUAUGACAUUUAAAAGCUUUUAACACAUUUACACAAGAAAGGCAAAAGCCUUACUUUAGAUAGUAUGACACAAAAGCUAAUACUGCUAACCUUAGCUAGCAUGUUUCCUCGUAGUCUACGGUUAUAAGUGAAUUUUGAAUACUAAAUUCAAUUUACUAAGAACUCGACAUUUUUAGUUAAAAAGCUUGUAAUAGAUUUUGCAGUUGCAGCUUUACUUUGCCUUGCAUGAUAUCUAUCUAAAUGCUAAUUAGAGUAAGUCCAAAUUAAUGUUUAAAUGGCAUGACUGUGUUUUUACUUCUCUGUCUUAAUUUCUUAAAAUUGAAAAAUCGUUGAGUAGGCUCACUCCAGGAACUUUCUCUGACUAACUCUCUUCAUGUGCUACCCUUCACAGACUUACUAUUUAACCUCUCUGCUUGGUGCUGUUUUUCUGUCCUCUCUGUCUUCCCUUCUUCUUCUGUGCGCUGUAGGAUAGUGAUAUGGAGAUUUACAAAACAGUAGAGUUUAUAUCGACUCUGCUGGAGCAGGUGAGGAGCUUGAUUUGGUUUGUGAGCAUAUCCUGGCAAGAUUUGCAUUUUAUUAAUUACUUCUCUGCUCUCAUUGCUUCAUAAUCAUAAAAUCAUAAUUUAAAAAGAAAAAUUAAAUCUCUAAGAACAACACCUGUAACUCAGAGUCAAGUGAUAACUCCAUGAGGAAGAGCUUUGGAAGAACCAACCCUUGUCUGUGUUUUUCAGAGAUACUCUGCAGUGUCUCUGCGUAACAUCACCACCGAGGUCCUAAAGGUGCUGAACACCACAGAAGACCUGCUACAGGGAGUGAAGGGAGGAGAGAAACCUCGGUCCUCUAUCCCCUCACUACCCCCCAACACCGACCCCAGGAAACUGGACCAGCAGUUCUCCAAACUGGAGGAGAAUGUAAAUAUAGAUUGUGUCCCUAUUGUGUAGUCCCUGUGGUGUUGUUAAAACUAUAAUAAUGUUUGGAUACAGUCAGUACCGUGUAAAACUUGUGUUGGAUUGCAGGUGUAUGUGGCAGCAGGCUCUGUGUACAACCUGGAGGCGGAGCUUAGUGACCUGGAGGAGUGCGCCAGGGGCAUCAGCGGAGAAACGUCAGACAUGGAGAUUUCCUUCCUGGAGGAGCAGGUCGCCUCAGCAGCAGCAAAGGUUCAACAGUCUGAUCUGCAGGUGGGUUAAAGGUGUAAUAGUCACCUGCUUCCUCUUAAACCCAAUCAUGUCCCAAACUCAAACUAUCCAAUCUUGAUUUAGCAGAAAUAUCUCACCAAUAUCUGCCUACUUAAAUGACUUUAUGGAUUUUAUCUGAAAGUUGUCGGUUAAAUCCUUAAACUUUUCAUCAUUUUAGUACAAAAUGUUGUUCUUCAUUACAGAUAUACUCUGUCUUUCUUCUUUUAGAUUUGUGAUAUCUCAGCCAGAAUCGCUGCUUUGAAGAACGCAGGCCUCAACGUGGACACACAGUCACGCCCCCCGAAGGCGAGAACAAUCCCAGUGAUGGUACUUUACCUGUUUAUCUUUAAAGUGUACUUAUGACCACACAAACAACUUUGACAAGAAUAGUAAAAACCUCACUGCAUGUGCCCUCUUGCAGCCUGUCACCCUGGACUCAUCCAGACAGUUUAGAAGGCGAUUACCUGCUCCACCUGUGAAAGGUAAGAAACACGUAAUCCACACAGCAUACUGACUGAGUACACUGUGUGCAGAGCAGUAAGUUUGCAUAUUUAAUGGAGCAUAGUUGUUUUUCAGGGUGUCAGCAGCUUCCCCCUCCUUUACUAUAUGUGUAAUCCAUGCAGGAUGUUGCUGUGAAUAGAAAAAGCCAUGUUUUUAAAGGGAUAUUCCUGCGUAACAUUAAUUUAGGGUCAAAGACACCGUAACACCAAGUUAACUCCUCGAGAGAUGAAUGUUGCCGACCGCUUGCUUCUCUAGUUUUACCAACUUUAGUAACGACCGCAAUGGAAUCAGACCGAGACGCUAAGACAGAAGAACUACCGCGUCUGCAGUGCAAAGUGAUUAAUAUGGUGAUUAUUACUAGAAAUUAUCAUGAAUGUUCUUCCUUGAGCUGAGAAACCCAGCAGCAGUCCAUAAUGGACUGGCCCGAGGUCUUGCUACAAACAAACGGCUGCUGGAAGAGAGUCGGUGUGUUUAGUCUCUUUGUUGAAGAAAUCAGACAAAGUUAAAAAGAUGUUUGGUGGCUAGUGCUGUCGCUGGGACCCUAUAUGUACUGUUGAUGAAGUUAGGUGCUGUUCUGAGCAUUAUUUGUGUUUAUAGAGUGGUGUUUUGAUUGAGGUUUGCUUAUGGCUCCUCAGACCACUGUGUAUUGCUGUCGUUACUAAAGUUGGUAUAACUAGAGAAGCAAGCGGUCGGCAUGUCUUGACGGGGUAAUUUGGUGUUAUAGUGUGUUUGGACCUAAAUUAAUUUUGCACCAGAAGAUCCCUGUAACUCUACGAGUAUAAACAUAUUAAAUCCACUUAUUCCUGUUACUUCUCCAGUGUGAGUUGAACCUGUUUCUAAACAGCUGUUGCUUCAUUAUCUUUUCACACAUUGAUCGAUUUUAUUUCAUUACCUUCACAGACACAGUUUUUGUAAAAGCUCAAAGUGUUUUCCAAGUCAGUGAUAAUUUAUGCCACAAAAUGAAACACGUGUAGUUUAGUAACUCAACUUAAAACUGUAACGAUCACUUCGAGACUAAUGAUUUGUCUUUGUCUCUUAUUGUCCGUUUGUCUCUGAGAAGAUAAGGAAACCUAAAUCAUGGACCGUGAAAGAAAACCCCACACAGCAGUGCCUUCACCUCUUUGCCCUGCAGACUACAGGCCAGUCCUCGGUAAUCAGUCCAGAAAUCUUUUGCCUUAAUCGACUGUAAAUCUAAACAUGCCUAAAAUUACACAGUAUACUACUACUGUCUGUGUAUUUGAUGUAGAUGUCCUGUAAGUCAAUGAUAGUGCAGGAGUUUGUUGAUUUUUUUUUUUGUCAUUUUAUCACAAUAUGCUGUAGAUAUCACAUCUUUAUUUUCUGAUUGAUAAGCAGUUUUUUAAGAUGUAACAGAGCAGAUCAUUUUGGUGAAUAAACGGCCAGUUUACCCACAAAGUUCAUCAAAGUAAAGCAAGAAAAUCAGUAACAUUGACCUGAGAUGAAGUUGUUAAAUUAUACAGUUUGUGUACAUUUAAUCGUGUUAAUGUUCUAAUUAUAAUAUUUUUAUAGACUUCAUAUCAACACCGACAGAAUCAAAUUAACUUGAUGUUAAAAAUAUUAUCUAAAUUAUCUACAGUGACUGUAAGAAGCUAACUAUCAGCAGCACAGCUACUGAAAAAACCACCAGUUGUCUGUUUUUACCCUUUAUGAUAAAGAGAUUAUACAAACACGUGAACAAUUUUAGCAUGUUCGAAAAAAGAUGCAAGACUGUAUCAUGUCCAAAAUAAAUAGACCUGUAUUUUUC
Messenger RNA from Xyrichtys novacula (pearly razorfish), 30786 nucleotides. The record is from the annotation of a GenBank genome assembly. Lineage: Eukaryota; Metazoa; Chordata; Actinopteri; Labriformes; Labridae.